Messenger RNA from Laetiporus sulphureus 93-53, 2092 nucleotides. Its product is annotated as P-loop containing nucleoside triphosphate hydrolase protein. Gene Ontology annotation, biological process: translational elongation. The coding region runs from base 82 to 1944 and encodes 620 amino acids. The record is from RefSeq and is a predicted model, not a curated record. The transcript has 19 exons. Gene Ontology annotation, molecular function: GTP binding; GTPase activity; translation elongation factor activity. Lineage: Eukaryota; Fungi; Basidiomycota; Agaricomycetes; Polyporales; Laetiporaceae.
ACCGCUUUGAGCUGCACUGGGGUCUAUUUAUUCCCAAAACCCUCAUUUCACACCAGACUUGACUUCUGAGUCCCCAUCAGCAUGACUAGCUUACGGGACUUCCAGAACGAAAUCGACGCGAUUCACCACCACGAGGUUGCCCGGCAAAGGAACCAACUCGCUGCUGAGAGAGCGAAAGAAUUUGGCGCGAAGUUACCGACUGUCAAACUCCUAGCUACUGCUUCCGCAGGCACGACUGAGAGCACUGGCAUUACCGACACGCUCAAGACACAAGCUCUAGUUUCGCAGCCCGAUUUUUCGGACAUAGAUGAUGAAUUACAGGUGCUCUUGCUCUCGCCCGUGCCUGCAGACCACGACCGAGCACGAGAUGUAAUUGCCUCUCUUUUAACACAACGGAGGGGGGAGUACCUCUUACGAUUAGGAGCUCAUCCUCCUCAUGGCAAGCUAUUCUUGAACGGAGCAUCUGCGACCAGCGACCAGUGGCGAGGCGCAACGCGUACAGUGGAUGAACUUGCCACAUUGCGGAAAGAGGUUAGCAAGAUCGUUGAAGAAGUUGGGGGAAAGGCCACGGUUCUUUUUGAGACGACAUCGGAUCAGCCUCGAGCAACAUUAUUGCUCAGGUUACCCCCUGCGAAUGUGUCAUUAACUCCCGAAGUUCGAUGUGCUGUUGUGGGGAAUGUCGAUAGCGGCAAGUCGACUACAUUAGGUGUCCUGACUCGAGGAGCACUUGAUGACGGUCGAGGGCGGGCUCGAGUCAGCUUGUUCAGGCACAAACAUGAGAUUGAGAGCGGAAGGACAUCCAGCGUUGGCAUGGAGAUUUUGGGAUUUGGUCCUUCGGGCGCCCCAAUUUUACCGUCUACAGCUCAUCUGAAUGACCACGACGCCAUUCGACGCGAGAAGAUGGGAUGGGAGGAGAUCUCGGCGCAAGCAUCUAAGAUUGUCUCAUUUAUUGAUCUCGCUGGCCAUGAAAGAUAUCUGAAGACGACCCUGUAUGGCCUGACGUCUGGCGCCCCUUCAUGUGUUAUCCUUAUUGUUGGGGCCAAUGCUGGGCUGAUAGGUAUGUCGAAGGAGCAUCUUGCGAUUGCGUUAGCCUUGAGCGUCCCCGUUGUCGUUUGUAUCACGAAGAUCGAUAUGACCCCGCCGAAUGUCCUAUCCAAGACCAUCGAGCAAGUCACCAAGAUCAUGAGAAGCCCGGGUUGUCGAAAAACGCCUGUAUUCGUAAAGUCCGCUGAAGUUGCUGUGGAACUGUCGCAAGUGUUUGCAAAGGAGCGAUUGUGUCCGACAUUUCUGCUGUCCAACGUAACAGGGGAGGGACUUGACUAUCUCCGCAUGUUCCUUAAUCUCCUACCGGCCAGCGAGAGCGAUAGCGAGAAGUUCGCUGCCGAUCAACCAUUGGAGUAUUCAAUCACUGAGAUAUGGUCCGUGCCGUAUGUCGGUACCGUUGUCGACGGUAUCUUGAACAGCGGGGUCAUCAAAACGGGCGAUGCCGUGUUAUUAGGCCCUGACGCCAAUGGUAACUUCCAGAGCACUGUUGUCAAGUCAAUUCAACGAAAACGUGCUCCGGUGAAUAGCGCUGAGGCCGGGCAAUGUGUUUCGCUCGCGCUUAAGCGUGUACGAAAAGGUGCCGUGCGCAAAGGAAUGAUACUUGUUCAUAAAACGGAAGCAGUUCCAAAGGCCGUGCGAAAGUUCGAGGGCCAAGUCUUGAUCUUAUACCACAACACCACGUUGCAGAAGAACUACCAGGCCAUGCUCCAUUGCGGCGCCGUACGCCAGACCGUGCGCAUUGUCAACAUGGAUCAUCCGCAAGGUAUCCUGCGUACCGGAGACCGAGCUACUGUCACCUUCGAGUUCAUAUCGCGCCCUGAGUUCAUUAAGGAAGGGAUGAAGCUGCUGUUCAGAGAAGGGAAGACGAAAGGUCUCGGUGUCGUAACGCGAUUAUUGUAAUACCAUCAAUCCCCUACCUCCACCGAUGGCAUGGCAUGAUGUACAAUACCGGAGGCCGAAGGCUCGAGCCUGUAUGUAUCAGACGCGGCCCACUGUAUUAACAACGGAUGUACAGUAGGAGCAUGAUCUCUUGUAAUGUACAGUUCUU